AUGACUUCCCGCAUCGACAAGACCAUCGCCCGCCAGCGAGAAAAGAUCGCGGCGGGAGCUUACUACGAGGCACACCAGCAACUACGUGUCAUUGCGGCGCGCUACAUCAAGCAGUCCAACUACGAUGCCGCUGCGGAGUUACUGGCAGGCGGGGCGACGGCUCUGUUGAGGGCUGGUUCUCAGCAGGGUGCGUCGGCGAGUGGUGGUGAUUUGGCGAUUAUGUUGGUUGUGGAAGUUUACAACAAGGCUGAGUGGGAAAUUCAGGGUGGUGAUAAUGAUACAGAGGGUCGGGCGCGGAAGAAGCGUCUCAUCGAGCUUCUGCGUGAGUUCCCGUCGGAAGAACCUACGAGAAAGCGUUAUAUUCAGGAGAUCAUUGGGUGGAGUGGACGGCAUGGGCCUCUGGAACGUGGAGAUGCCGAGCUACACCAUGCUGUUGGCUCGGUUUACGCAGAAGAUAACGAGCCUUACGAUGCCGAGAGACACCUCGUACUCGGAACCUCCGAAUCUGCAGAGACUCUGGCCAAACUCGAGUACGAGUGGUACACGCAUGAUGAACCACACACGGCCGCCCUAUACGCAUCCCGCGCCGUCUUCCCCUACCUCGUGACCGGUAACAUCCGGAGCGCAAACAAGGCCCUCCUCAUCUUCACCUCUCGUCUUUCAACCGCGAACCCUUCCCUCGCCGUGCAGGACGUCAGCAGCUCCAGCUCUGAUAUGCGCCUCUACCCCGCGCUCCCGCUGCUCAACUUCCUCAGCCUGCUGAUGCUCACUAUCCAGCGGGCUAGCGCGGACCUCUUCAAGCAGCUGACGGCCAAGUAUGCGGUAGAGAUCCGGGAGGUGGGUAUUUGGGAUGAUUUCCUGGCGCAGAUUGGCGAGCAGUACUUUAGUAUCAAGAUCCCUCGGCAAGGGAACCCGUUGUUGGAUAUGAUGGGUAGUAUGCUCUUCGGCGGUGGUCAGGGUCAGGGCCAGGCUGGUGGGAGAUCCACGAAGAAGGUCGAGGCGCCUCCUUCGAGCAUGGAGCUUGACUAG
Penicillium daleae is the source of this 1029-nucleotide messenger RNA. RefSeq names its product protein GET4. Lineage: Eukaryota; Fungi; Ascomycota; Eurotiomycetes; Eurotiales; Aspergillaceae. Gene Ontology annotation, biological process: protein insertion into ER membrane. The transcript has 4 exons. Gene Ontology annotation, cellular component: TRC complex; cytosol. The record is from RefSeq and is a predicted model, not a curated record. The coding region runs from base 1 to 1029 and encodes 342 amino acids. Gene Ontology annotation, molecular function: protein binding.